Molecule: messenger RNA, 1887 nt
Organism: Talaromyces atroroseus
Lineage: Eukaryota; Fungi; Ascomycota; Eurotiomycetes; Eurotiales; Trichocomaceae
Exons: 3
Coding region: 1-1887 (628 amino acids)
Molecular function (GO): oxidoreductase activity, acting on CH-OH group of donors; flavin adenine dinucleotide binding
Source: RefSeq, a predicted model, not a curated record
AUGGCGAUAUACACUGCGCUGCCUGAGGAGUUGAGCGAGGUGGAUGUAAUUAUUGCGGGCGGUCUGUCACGAAUAUCCCCAAUUGCCAAACAAUCAAUCAAUCCACUAAUUCUACAACCAGGCGGCACGACGGGAUGUGUUGUAGCAGCAAGGCUGGCAGAAGCCGACCCAGGUCUCUCGAUCCUUGUCAUCGAGGCCGGUGCCAACAAUGAUAUACCACUGGUGUCUGUGCCAGCUCUUUGUUUGGUCAACCUAAUGCCAACCAGCACAACAAACAUGUUCUACCAGACGAACACAGAAAAACAACUUGGUGACAGAAAACUGAUUGUCCCAUCCGGAGGUGUUCUCGGGGGAGGCUCAUCGACAAAUCUACUGAUGUAUAGUCGUGCCCAACGAUCUGAUUUUGACUCGUGGGGAACGCCUGGUUGGUCGGCAGAGGAAAUGGUGCCGUACCUGCGAAAGCUGGAGACAUAUCACGGCCCCGGAGCAAAUGAUACCCAUGGCUCUAGCGGGCCCAUUCAUGUAUCCAGUGGCACAUAUCGAGCCCUGAAGUCCGAAAAUGAUUUUAUUCAAGCGGCAGAGAAAGUAGGCUGGAACGAGAUUGACGAUUUGUCGAGCUUGGAUGCAAACAAUGGAGUCCAGCGUGCGAUGCGCUAUAUUUCGCCUGAUGGGAAACGACAAGAUGCAGCAUCAAGAUACUUACACCCCAAAUUGCAGGACGGGAAGCAUCCAAAUCUCCACGUUCUUCUAGAAUCCAAGAUCGUGCGUGUGCUGUUCGAUCGUGAUACUAAAAAAGCCGCUGGGGUCGAGUAUAUAGCCAAAUCCGCCGGCGCUCCAGGAAACGACGAAUCCAAAAAUCUUCCUGUACAAAAAGCCAGAGCAAGAAAACUAGUUAUCGUUUCCUGCGGUGCCCUCGGAACUCCGCCCGUCCUCGAAAGAUCUGGCAUAGGAAGCCCCGAAAUUUUGCAACGAGCAGGAAUUCCCAUCGUGGCAGAAACACCUGGAGUUGGCCAUGAAUACGAAGAUCAUGAACUGCUUGUUUACCCUUACAAGAGCAGCCUAAGCGCAGAAGAAACGAUCGACGCAAUCGCCGGGGGUCGCCGUAAUGUUGAGGAGCUUCUCAAGAACAAUGAUAAAAUCUUGGGUUGGAACACCCAGGACAUCACCUGCAAGCUACGCCCAUCGGAGACUGAUAUAGCAGGUAUCGGAGCCGAAUUCCAAAACAUCUGGAAGCGUGAUUAUGCAAGUAAUCCGAAUAAGCCAUUGGUGUUGAUGUCACUUAUCAAUGGCUUCCCAGGUGAUCCAUCCAUUAUCCCAGCCGGGCAAUACGUCGGAAUCUCGGUCUUCACUGCUUAUCCAUACUCGCGCGGGCACCUACAUAUAACCGGACCCUCGCCCAGCGACGCGCUUGACUUUUCAACAGGCUUCUUUUCCGACCCCGACGACAUCGAUAUCAAAAAGCACAUGUGGGCAUACAAAAAACAGCGUGAAAUUGCCAGGCGCAUGCACACCUAUCGCGGCGAGGUUGUCUCGGGACAUCCCCCAUUCCCACCCACGUCCAAAGCUGCAUGCAUUGACAACGUAACCCACCACGAUCCGGAUAGUAUUCAAGAUAUCGAAUACACAGUCGAAGACGACGCCAUUCUCGCAACGUGGCUACGUGCAAAUGUAGGCACUACAUGGCAUUCCAUGGGGACAUGUAAAAUGGCGCCGUUGGCCAACAACGGCGUAGUAGAUGACAGGCUAAGGGUGUAUGGGGUUGAAGCGCUGAGGAUCGCAGACCUGAGCAUUCUACCGCAUAACGUUGCUGCGAAUACUAACAAUACGGCGUUGGUGGUGGGUGAAAAAGCGGCGGAUAUUUUCAUUGAGGAAUUAGGGUUGAAGUAG